AUGUAUAAUCCACAAAGCUAUCAGCAACAUCCACAGCAUAGGUCACCGCCUAUGAAUACGCGAUCACCUCCACCUCUUCAGCAUCCUGUGCCUCAACAUCCGAUCCCCAAUUUCAGUCAAGGUGUUCAUCAGGCGUCGCCACACAUGCCCCACCAACAGCAACAGUAUCAGCAAUAUCAACAACAACAACAGCAUGCUUUUCCACCCCAACCUCAUGGUAACUAUGGUCCAAGUAUGGCAACGCCACCACAACAACAGCAACAACAACCGGGAAACAUGUAUCAGUUCUCUGGUUUAAACGAUCCUACUGCACAAAUUGGUAUGCAGUUUGCUGGAAGUGCCGUUGCUCAAGGCACAGCUUAUGUGGAACGAAAUUUUAAUCGUUGGGUCGAUAUGCCUACGCUGCGCCACUAUUUCAAUGUGAACAACUUGUAUGUGCUGUCAAAGAUUAAGCUGAUCCUUUUCCCUUGGAGACAUUCGCCUUGGAGCCGUGCAGUGACACGUUCUGAAACAGGCCAAAUGGAGGGCUUUCGUCCACCUCGAGAAGACAUCAACUCGCCCGAUUUAUAUAUACCAGUCAUGGCUAUUGUGACCUACAUUUUACUUUGUGGGCUUGUCGCAGGACAACAAGGAUCAUUUCAUCCUGAGCAGCUCUACGUGGCCGGAUGGACAUCAAUAGGCGUCAUUUUUUCGGAAUUGGUAUUCACCCGCUUAGGUUGCUACUUUCUCAAUAUACCUUUUGAGGCAUCCAUGCUCGAUUUGGUGGCGUAUUCAGGAUACAAAUACGUGUGCAUCAUCGUCUCUGAUCUUGUCAAACUCUUUGGUGCCGGUAAGUGGUUGUCAUGGAUGGUCUUUAUAUACACUUCAUUGAGCGUUGGCUUUUUCUUGCUACGAUCCAUGCGUUAUGUGAUUCUUCCCGAUGCUGCUGCUGGCCCUUCGACAUUCAAUCCCCAACGAAAGCGACGCAUGUGGUUUCUGCUCAUGAUUGCUACUUUACAAAUCGUUUUUAUGUUUGCACUUGUAAAUUGA
This is a messenger RNA of Lichtheimia ornata, 1029 nucleotides long. RefSeq lists its product as uncharacterized. The transcript has 6 exons. The record is from RefSeq and is a predicted model, not a curated record. Lineage: Eukaryota; Fungi; Mucoromycota; Mucoromycetes; Mucorales; Lichtheimiaceae. Gene Ontology annotation, cellular component: endoplasmic reticulum membrane; COPII-coated ER to Golgi transport vesicle; Golgi membrane. Gene Ontology annotation, biological process: endoplasmic reticulum to Golgi vesicle-mediated transport. The coding region runs from base 1 to 1029 and encodes 342 amino acids.